Colletotrichum graminicola M1.001 is the source of this 5142-nucleotide messenger RNA. RefSeq names its product HECT-domain-containing protein. The coding region runs from base 1 to 5142 and encodes 1713 amino acids. Gene Ontology annotation, molecular function: ubiquitin protein ligase activity. Gene Ontology annotation, biological process: proteasome-mediated ubiquitin-dependent protein catabolic process; protein polyubiquitination. The record is from RefSeq and is a predicted model, not a curated record. Gene Ontology annotation, cellular component: nuclear speck. The transcript is spliced from 3 exons. Lineage: Eukaryota; Fungi; Ascomycota; Sordariomycetes; Glomerellales; Glomerellaceae.
AUGACGGGCACAGACGACACAGAGAAAGAUCCUAUUCCUCCCCCACCCCCGCCUCCGCCUGAGCAUCAUGACGACGAUGACGACGACGACGAUAGCGAUGAGAACGAUGAUGAUGAUGAGGACGGACGAAGAUACGAUGACGAGGACGAUGAUCCAUUCGGAGGGUUCGGCGGUCCUGGCGGCCCCGGAGGUCUCUCGAGCACUUUGCGAGCGCUUACAGGCAUGAUGUCGGGUAUUUCAUCACGCUUACGAGAGCUUCUCAAUAACCUGCGUCAGAAAAAUGACCCUUCGAUUCAGUUGAUUGCUCUGCAGGAGCUUUCGGAGAUCCUCUUGGUCUCAAACGAGGAUAAUCUCUCGGGGCAUUUCUCACCCGAUUCUUUCGUCAAGGAAUUGGUAACGUUGAUGCAACCAAACGAGAUCACGGGAGAGGAGAACCCGGAAAUUAUGCUUCUUGCCUGCCGUUGCCUGGCAAACUUGAUGGAGGCCCUGCCCGCAAGCGUGGCCAACGUUGUAUAUGGAGGAGCUGUCCCGGUUUUGUGUCAAAAGCUGCUGGAGAUCUCAUUCAUCGACCUCGCUGAGCAAGCUUUGAGCACCCUCGAGAAGAUCUCUGCCGAGUACCCCUCCAGCAUUGUUCGAGAAGGUGGCCUCACUGCCUGCCUGUCCUACUUGGACUUUUUCGCAACAAGCACCCAAAGAACGGCCGUCACCACUGCCGCCAACUGCUGCCGCAACAUCCCUGAAGAUUCUUUCCCAGUCAUUCGAGAUGUUAUGCCUACCCUGCUCAAUGUGCUGGGGAGCAGCGAUCAGCGAGUUGUGGAACAAGCCUCCAUUUGUGUCUCUGGGAUUGUUGAAAGCUUCAAAUACCAGUCUGCAAAACUGGAAGAGCUUGUCAGUGUCGACUUGCUCAAGGCGGUUUUGAGAUUGCUUGUACCUGGCACCACCAACCUCAUUAGGUCGGAUAUUCACACCCAGUUCCUGCGUGUCUUGGCUUUCACAGCUCGCGCUAGCCCUCAGCUGUCGGCGGAAUUGUUCAAGCUCAACAUUGUAGAGACUCUCUACCAGAUUCUGACUGGCGUGUCUCCACCAAGCGGGACAGAGGAUGUUGCCUCGAAGCUCGACAGCGUUGUUAUCAUGCAGGCGUUGAUUCACCGGCCCAAGGAGCAGAUCAUCGAGACGCUCAACGUCAUUUGCGAGUUGCUUCCAAGCCUGCCCCGCAAUGCUGACCCUUCAUACGGCGACUUCGUCGAGAUGAAUUCGACAGAACCUAUUACUCCAUCGUCCACUGCACCUGGAAAGGCGCGCAAGUCACCCAACGAUAAGAGAAUUGAGCUUCUUGACGGCUGCAAAGCCGAGGUCCGCCGUUUCGCUCUCAUUCUCUUCCCAACCUUAACCGAUGCAUUUUCAAGUACAGUCAAUCUCAAUGUGCGGCAAAAGGUACUUACUGCGCAACUGAAGAUGCUUUCGAACCUGAACGAAGAGAUUCUCGGAGAAGCAUUGAAGACUGUUUCAUACGCUUCGUUCUUGGCCUCAAUUCUGUCUCAGCAGGACCACCCCUCACUCGUCAUGCUCGCACUCCAGGCUACGGAACUUCUCCUCAGUCGUCUGGAGGAUGUUUACCGGUACCAACUGUAUCGUGAAGGUGUUAUCUCGGAGAUCACGAAACUCGCCACCGAGGAGCAGACUCCUCCACCGGCAACAGAGCCGACUGGGUCGCAGGAGACCAGCAACACCGACCCGCAGGCUUCUGCGGACUCUGGAGAGCCGUCGUCGGACAACGAGGAGUCAGAAGAUGAUGAGGACCACGAGGAAUCAGAGGAUGAGGAGAACGAAGAAGAGAACGAGCACGAGCAUCAUCCGGACGACAUCACGGGUUCACCAGUCAGCUCACGCGGCUCAACCAUGUCGCUGGACGGACCUCCACAGCACUUAUUGUCUGACGUUCCUUCGAUGCUGAGUAGGAUUCGCGAGGUGGCUAAGAAGUUUUUGGAAAGCCAUGAGACCGAAAAGCAUGGUAAGACCAUGAAGAAGAAGGCCCUUAAGAUUCUGUCCAACCUGUCGGAUCUUGCCGAAGAGAUCGAGGCCUUCUACCUUCGCAGAACGGCGACCAAUCUUGCCCCCGAAAAUGGGGUGGAGCUCUUCAAGAAGCUGGCUUCAUCAUUCGACGCGGACGUCCUAGAAAGUGUGACAAGUGCAGAGCUUCUAGCUUCUGGGCUUGUAAGAGUACUCUUGGAGGUCUUCAGCAACCCUGACGAGGAACUAGCCCGGACGGCACAGUCGGCUUUCUUGCAGGUGUUCAUGGGUUACUCCGUCAAGUCUAGGCCUAAGACCGCAACUGCCGAUUCGCCCGCGACUCCGUUCAGCGUCAUGGUUCACAAACUUCAAGAUCUUCUCAGUAGAUCCGAGCAUUUCGAAGUUAUCACAGUCCACCAAAAUACCUUCGACGGCAACCGCAGUAGUGCUGCGUCCAUGCUUGCGAAACAAAUCCGGCUGAGACUCGUUGCCGAUGACGACUCUGACAUCCCGCGGUCUUAUCGGAACAUUAUGGUCUCAAUCCAUGCUAUUGCUACAUUCAAAUCACUGGAUGAUUACUUGCGUCCCAGAAUCAGCCUGUCGGAACGACCACGCGGCUCUCGGCGAGCCGAUAACUUGUCCAGAGCUCUUGCUUCGCUCGCAGGCUCCGCCGGCUUGCCUUUAAGCCACGCUGCUGCUAGACUGGCAGAACGUGCUUCAGCUGCCUCUGCAUCAAGCCCUAUCCCGCCUCCGCCCAACGCAGCUACGUCUAGUGGUUCGCGCUCUCUUCGCAAGACCAAGACCAAGUCAACACCGCCAUCUGAAGCUGCAGCUAGUCCCGACACCUCUUCCACUACAAGAGAUAAGGGUGUUUUGAGAAGGUCUGCCCGCCGUAGUGCGGCGUCCACUACUGAAAGUCCCGCACCUUCACGGCCGCCUCCGGAAGAGGACGACUUGGAGAAUGCACUAGAAUGCGCAGAUGAGAAGCACUUGUCCGAUGACGAAGAGAUUGGUGGCAGCAGCGCUCUGGAUGCUAUUGUGGGUGACCUGGAUGAAGACAUGAGCGAGUCCCCCGGUCCUGAGCCCGGUGCCGUCAACAUGGAAAUCGCAGCUGGUGGUAGGGUCACUGCACGCAAAGAGGAUGGUACUAGAGUCCCCACGCCAUCACAGAGUGCUCUCCCUACCCGGUCCGGCGCUCUCCCUCCUCCGCAGUCGCAGAGUACACCCACGCCCUCGACUUCGUCGUCACGGCCCAUGACUUACGCUGCAGCUAUCCAAACUGUCCCCCAGGACUGGCAUAUCGAGUUCACUCUUGAUGGCAAGGUCAUUUCUAGCGAGACUACCAUCUACCGUGCCGUUCAUACUUCAGCCGCCAACUCCGAUGAGCAUUUCAGCCGGAGUGUCUGGUCAGCGGUCCAUCCCAUCAAGUUCCGCCGUGCUCCUGGUCCGCCACCUGUGGAAACCCUGUCCUUCAGCUCCAACGCCGAGGCUAGUACGGAAGAUAAUGGUGACGGAAACGUGCCGGCAUCCCUGGCCAAGCAUCCUUCUACCGCCUCCAUUCUUCGUCUACUCAAUAUCCUUCAUGACUUGAACGCCAAUAUCGAUGAUGUUAUGGUAGAGAACAGCGAGAAGGACGCCGUCCGACUCAACGUGGAGCCCUUGUCACAGUUUGUCAACACCAAACUCACUGCCAAGCUGAACAGACAACUGGAGGAACCGCUUAUCGUGGCGAGCAACUGCUUGCCAAGCUGGGUAGAAGAUCUUGCAAGACUAUAUCCUUUCCUCUUUCCCUUCGAGACGAGGCACCUGUUCUUGCAGUCGACCUCAUUCGGUUAUGCCCGUUCCAUGACCCGUUGGCAGAAUGCCCAAGCUGCGGACGACUCUCGUCGUGACCGUCGUGACGACAGACCUUUCCUCGGGCGACUGCAGCGCCAGAAGGUACGCAUCUCUAGAUCCAAGAUUUUGGAGUCAGCUUUGAAGGUCAUGGAGCUCUACGGCGCUUCUCAAAGCAUUCUCGAGGUUGAAUACUUUGAGGAGGUAGGAACAGGCUUGGGACCUACCCUUGAAUUCUACUCGACGGUGUCGAAGGAGUUCUCUAAGAAGAAACUCAAGUUGUGGAGAGAGAUGGACUCGAACGAUUCUGAAGAGUAUAUAUCUGGUGCGAGUGGCCUCUUCCCUCGGCCGCUCAGUGACGAUGAAGCCAGCGCUCCAAAUGGUGAACGGAUUCUCCAGCUCUUCAGGACUCUUGGAAAGUUUGUUGCUCGGUCAAUGAUCGAUUCCCGUAUCAUUGAUCUGAACUUCAACCCUACCUUCUUCCGCAUCGGAGAUGGUUCGUCGGCACCCGGCGUCAAGCCAUCUCUUGGGGCGGUCAAGGUCGUCGACCCUGGCCUGGCUCGGUCUUUAAAGACCAUCAAGAAGUUCGCCGUGGCUAAGAAGGAAAUCGAUGAGGACCCUUCACGCACCCCUGCGCAAAAGGUGGCCGACACCGAGGACAUUGCCAUUGACGGAAUGAAGCUAGAUGACCUGUGCCUCGAUUUUACCCUACCCGGCUAUCCCGAGAUCGAGCUUAUACCUAACGGCGGCCAGAUCCGAGUCACCAUUGACAAUGUGGACUCGUACCUGGAACGGGUCGUUGAUAUGACUCUGGGCACCGGUGUCCGCCGCCAGGUCGAUGCAUUCCGAACGGGCUUUUCCCAGGUCUUCCCCUACUCGGCUCUGAGCGCUUUCACUCCUGACGAACUCGUCACGCUGUUUGGAAGAGUUGAAGAGGACUGGUCGCUUGAGACACUUAUGGACUCGAUCAAGGCAGACCAUGGUUACAACAUGGACAGCAAGAGCGUCAAGAAUCUACUACAGACUAUGAGCGAGCUCUCUCCUCCUGAACGCCGUGACUUCUUGCAGUUCACCACGGGAAGCCCCAAGCUCCCGAUAGGAGGCUUUAAGAGCUUGACGCCCAUGUUCACUGUUGUGUGCAAGCCGAGCGAGCACCCAUACAUGUCUGACGACUAUCUCCCCAGCGUCAUGACCUGCGUGAACUAUCUCAAACUACCCGACUAUACCAGCAUCGAAGUUAUGCGUAAACAGCUCUCCACUGCGAUCAAAGAAGGCCAGGGGGCGUUCCAUCUGUCUUAG